Staurois parvus is the source of this 317-nucleotide messenger RNA. NCBI's taxonomy places the organism in Eukaryota, Metazoa, Chordata, Amphibia, Anura, Ranidae. The record is from the annotation of a GenBank genome assembly.
ACUGAAUAGAUAGACUCCAGAUUAUAGGUGGUCUAAGGCUAGGUUCACAUCUGUGCAGGUGGUGCUGCUGUGGAUCCGCACGAAAAUCCGUGCAGCCGCACCACCCGCACAGAGAAAUGCGGACCCACGGGAGGGUGCCAUUAGUUCUAAUGGCACGCCGCCCGCACUGGAAAAGGUAUUCAUACUGGGAACCGAGGUUCUCGUGCAAGCUGCGUUUUUGGAAGAAGUGCAGGGACUUCUCCUAUGCAUGGCACAGGAGCCCAUUCAAAUGAAUGGGCUCUCGUGCCUGCGCAAAACGUGGCCCGCAUGGCCGCAUA